UUUGGAAGAAUAUCAAAAGCUAAAGGUUUUAUCGCCACACUCCUUACAGAUUUCUAUCGUCUCCUUACAGAUCUUUUGUAAUCUUGAUUCGGUUUCUCGAUCGGAUCGUAGGUUUCUGUGAUGCAAAAGCUGCCAUUUUCGAAUUCGGGUAAUCGGGUUUUCUCUUGUUUGGCCGCCAUUGAUGGAAAACAUCAACUUUGAAUUCUCUCAUGCUUCGUCCGAAGGCAGGAUUCAACCGCAAACGCAGCCGCAACCGCUGUUGCAAACGCAGUUUGGUGUGCAAGACAUGAACGUGAGCCAGAGCCAUUACAGCCAACAACCAUCGGGGAAUUGGUCGGAACCCUUCUCGGGUUUUCCUCCGUACGAUUGCACAACCGCCGCCAACCCGUCGUUCUCCGUGCAGUGUUCAUCGUCAAAACCCUACGUUUCAUCAUUUCAUGCGUAUCAUCAUCAUCAGCCGCCAUGCUCAGAAGCUCAAGGCUUUUCAUUGGACCAAUCCGAAUCAAGUAACACUCUUCAAUCCCUCGUGAAAUCAUCGUCAUCACACCCGCCUUCGAGUCAGUUCUUCAAGCCAAAUGCUUCGCCCGGCUCGUAUUCAGUCUCUUUCGAAGCAAAUCAAGACCACCCACAAGAACUUUGCAAGAACUAUAUCAACAGUUCUAACGUAACACAACUGAAUUUCUCGUCACAAAACAACCAAUAUAACCAAUCUAAUCCGAGAUUUCAUCGUCCUAAUCCGUCGCCGUCGUCUAGAGAAGUUGUCGGGAGCAAGACGCGGAUAAGAUGGACCCAAGAUCUUCACGAGAAGUUCGUGGAGUGCGUCAACCGACUCGGCGGCGCUGAAAAGGCAACUCCAAAGGCAAUAUUGAAGUUGAUGGAUUCUGAAGGACUUACGAUUUUCCAUGUGAAAAGCCACUUGCAGAAAUAUCGGAUUGCAAAGUACAUACCAGAUUCUCAAGAAGAAAGCUGGAUUUAUAUAUUUGCAGGAAAGUAUGAGAAAAAAGCUUGUGAGAAAGAGAUGCAUACCGGCGUGCAAAUUAAGGAGGCGUUGCAGCUACAACUAGAUGUUCAAAGGCAUCUUCAUGAACAACUAGAGAUUCAACGGAGUUUGCAGCUGAGGAUUGAGGAGCAAGGGAAGCAGUUGAAAAUGAUGUUGGAACAACAACAGAAAACAAAGGAGAGCCUUUUCAAGGCCCAAAAAAACAGAUCAUCGCUUCCCGAUUCCGAUGAUUCCCGGCCUUUCUCCGAGGAAUUAGAGGCUGAAAUCUCGACGCCCGAAAGUUUUGGAAACACUCAGCUUCGAUCCAAAGAUAAGUUGAGGAAUCAAGAAAAUGCAUAGAAAGGGGAAAAAAGAAGAAGAUGGAACAUAAGUGGAUGUUCCAACAAGAGAAGUUUCAAAGUGGUUCAAACACUAACACUUGAGAGAUGCUCUCAAGUGAUUGACUAAUAUAUAUAUAUAGAUGUGUGAAUUAUUUUAGUUAAAGAUGUUACAAAAAAAAAAAAGGAGAGAUCGACCUUUCUAAUGGUUAGUGAUAUUUUGACAUGGUGCA
This is a messenger RNA of Tarenaya hassleriana, 1550 nucleotides long. RefSeq names its product myb family transcription factor PHL5-like. Lineage: Eukaryota; Viridiplantae; Streptophyta; Magnoliopsida; Brassicales; Cleomaceae. The transcript is spliced from 7 exons. Bases 182 to 1339 code for a protein of 385 amino acids. The record is from RefSeq and is a predicted model, not a curated record. Gene Ontology annotation, molecular function: DNA-binding transcription factor activity; DNA binding.